This is a messenger RNA of Gossypium arboreum, 1623 nucleotides long. Its product is annotated as disease resistance protein SUMM2-like. The record is from RefSeq and is a predicted model, not a curated record. The coding region runs from base 1 to 1623 and encodes 540 amino acids. Lineage: Eukaryota; Viridiplantae; Streptophyta; Magnoliopsida; Malvales; Malvaceae. Gene Ontology annotation, molecular function: protein binding; ADP binding. The transcript is spliced from 2 exons.
AUGGGAGCUCAAAAGAAAAUCAAAGUGGAAUGCCUGGAAACAGAGAGGGCUUGGGAAUUGUUCCAAGACAAUGUUGGAGAUGAAACUCUUAACAGUCAUCCAGAUAUUCCGAACCUAGCUAAACAAGUAGCUGAAAGGUGCGGUGGGCUGCCUCUUGCACUAAUUGCAAUCGGUCGUGCCAUGGCUUGCAAGACAACACUUGGGGAAUGGAAUUAUGCAAUUGAGAUGUUGAAGCGAUGGGCAUUGCCAAAAAUGGAAAAUGAGGUAUUUUCACUUUUAAAAUUCAGUUACGAUAAUUUGCCUAAUGCCACAAUGAAAUGUUGCUUCCUAUAUUGUUGUUUGUAUCCUGAAGAUUAUUGUAUUCCCAAAAAGAGAUUAGUGGAGUAUUGGUUUUGUGAAGGGCUAUUGAAUGAAUUUGAUAGAAUCAGUGAAGCUCAAAUGCAAGGAAACAACAUUAUCAACUCUCUUUUGAAUGCUUGUUUAUUGGAAAAUGGUGGUGAAAUAGAUGGAGAAGAUUGUGUGAAGAUGCAUGAUGUGAUCCGUGACAUGGCUUUAUGGAUUACACACGAGUUCGAAGCAACAGAGGAUAGGUUUUUUGUAAAAGCAGCGGCUCAAUUAUUUGAAGAACCGGAUGUUAAGGCAUGGGAAAGUGUAAAAAGAAUGUCAAUCAUGGCAAAUAGGAUUCAAGUUCUCAAAGAAACACCCAAAUGCCCUAACCUUCGAACCUUGUUUCUUAGCCAGACUGAGUUGCAAGUGAUUAGCAAUGGUUUCUUCCAAUUUAUACCUCAUCUAACUGUUUUGGAUUUGUCAAGAAACAUUUGGUUACAAGUGCUGCCUAAGGAAAUUUCGGAAUUGAUUUCACUAGAAUGCCUUGAUCUAUCUAGGACUGGUAUAGUAAAGUUGCCAAUAGAGUUGAAAAUGUUGACAAAACUAAAAAUGUUGGACUUGAGAUAUAUGGAUAAUCUCAUAAAAAUCCCACAACAAUUGAUAUCUAGUUUUUCCAAGUUGCAAAUAUUCAGAAUGUGGUCCCUGCGAAAAAAGCAUUAUCGUAAUGAAGACAAUGUUUUGAAUGGGGGUAAUGAAAAGCUUAUAGAGGAGUUGAAAGAUUUGCAACGUUUGAAUAUACUAUGGAUAUCGACACUAUGUUUCGGCGGUUUCAAAAAUAUGGAGGAGAUGAAAAUGGAAAAGCUGCAUACCUGGGUUUCUUCAAGUACUAAUUAUACUUCAUGCUUUCACACAUUGAGCGCAGUUAAAAUCAUUCAGUGUGUGAAAUUGAGAGACAUGAGCUGGUUGAUUCUUGCUCCAAAUUUAAGAGAUCUUGUUAUAUCUUGGUGUCCAGAAAUGGAAGAAAUAUUGAGUGAGGAAAAACUUGGUGAAGUUGCAGGUGUGAUUGGAAUUUCAUACCCUAAACCAUUUUUGAAGCUUGAAUCACUUCGAUUACAUAAUCUACCAAAAUUGAAGAGCAUAUACUGGGAUGCCCUACCCUUCCCAUGUCUGAAACUUGUUCAUAUAGUGGCAUGCCAAGAACUGAAGGAACUUCCCUCAACUCAGACAGUGCAAAAGGAAAUCAGCUUACCACUAGGGACCCAAAAGUUGGUGGGCAAGAGUAGAAUGGGAAAAUGA